Messenger RNA from Penicillium samsonianum, 2715 nucleotides. Its product is annotated as putative spindle pole body component. NCBI's taxonomy places the organism in Eukaryota, Fungi, Ascomycota, Eurotiomycetes, Eurotiales, Aspergillaceae. Gene Ontology annotation, biological process: establishment or maintenance of microtubule cytoskeleton polarity; mitotic spindle organization; microtubule polymerization. Gene Ontology annotation, cellular component: microtubule plus-end; centrosome; spindle pole. The record is from RefSeq and is a predicted model, not a curated record. The transcript is spliced from 4 exons. The coding region runs from base 1 to 2715 and encodes 904 amino acids. Gene Ontology annotation, molecular function: microtubule plus end polymerase activity; microtubule plus-end binding.
AUGGCUGAAGCCACAGAGGACUUCUCCUCCUUACCCUUGCCCGACCGGUUCGCUCACAAGAACUGGAAAGUCCGAAAGGAGGGAUACGAGGAAGCGAAAGCGCAGUUUGAAAAGACGCCCGAUGAAUCACACCCAGUCUUCGUGCCAUUCAUACAAGAUCCCGGCCUGUGGAAAGGGGCGGUUGCAGAUUCCAACGUCGCCGCACAGUCAGAAGGUCUUGCAACAUACUGCGCCUUUUUGAAAUUCGGAGGAGCCCAGGCCUGCACGAGGACCCGGACAUAUACAAUUGGCCCAAUUGCGGAGAAAGGUCUCCCAUCUACACGACCGGCCGGUAAAGCUAGCGCCCAGGAAGCUCUUUUAUUAUGUGUUGAAUUGGAUAAGGCCGAUCCGGUGAUCGAGGAGCUACUACCCAUACUAUCACACAAAGUACCCAAGGUGGUCGCCGCCUCUCUCGCCGCCUUGACCCUCAUUUAUCACAACUUCGGCUGCAAGAUCGUCGACCCGAAGCAAACUUUGAAGGCGUUAACAAAGGUUUUUGGUCAUGCUGAUAAAAAUGUCCGCGCGGAAGCACAAAACCUAACCGUGGAACUCUAUCGGUGGCUUCGGGAGGCCAUCAAGCCUCUGUUCUGGGCCGAUUUGAAACCUGUGCAACAGGGAGAUUUGGAGAAACUAUUUGAAACUGUAAAGCAGGACCCCACACCGAAGCAAGAGCGAUUCACUCGGGCACAACAAGAUGCCAUGGCCGCGGCCAGCGCUGCACCAGCAGGCGAGGAGGGUGAAGAGCCAGCCGGCGACGAGUUUGAUGAGGAAGAGGAUGCGGUGGUUGUUGAUGCCUUCGACCUGGCGGAACCGGUUGAUGUCAUGAAGAAAAUCCCUGCCGAUUUCCAUGAUCAAUUGGCCUCGUCAAAAUGGAAGGACCGCAAGGAAGCGUUGGACGCUCUCUAUAACGUUAUCAACGUUCCCCGGAUCAAAGACGGCCCCUACGAUGACAUCGUGAGGGGAUUGGCCAAAUCCAUGAAGGAUGCCAACGUCGCGGUCGCCACGGUAGCUGCGAACUGUGUGGACGUGUUGGCCAGGGGCCUUCGCAACGGAUUUACCAAAUACCGAAGCGUCAUUAUGGCGCCCAUGUUUGAACGUUUGAAAGAAAAGAAGACGACUGUCGCAGAUGCUUUGGGCCAGGCGUUGGAUGCUGUCUUCACCACGACAACCCUUACGGAUUGCUUGGAAGAAAUCUUUGAGUAUCUCAAGCACAAGAACCCACAGAUCAAGCAGGAAACUGUCAAGUUCUUGGUUCGUUGCUUGCGCACAACCCGGACAGUACCAGCCAAGGCAGAGCAGAAAGCGAUCGCUGAUGCCGGCACAAAGCUAUUUACCGAGUCAGCCCCGGCAAUCCGCGAAGGAGCUGCUGAAAUUCUGGGUACAUUAAUGAAGAUUCUGGGUGAACGGGCCAUGAACCCGUAUGUCGAUGGACUUGACGAGAUUCGUAAAACCAAAAUCAAAGAGUACUUCGGAACCGCCGAAGUCAAGGCCAAGGAACGACCCAAGCCUAUUGUGGCACCCCCAAAGCCCGCUGCCCCGGCUGGCAGGAAGGUCGUUGGCAAGAAGCCGGCAACGGGGCUGAAAAAACUAGCCCCUGUAGCCGCUCCGCCUGCCCCAGAAGAACCCCCGGCCAGGCCUGCAGCCAGAGGAAUCCCUUCAAAGCUCGGUGCUCCGAAGGCCGGCGGCCUUCCAACUCCUGGAUCAGGUCUCAAGCUGCAACGGAAGCUUGCUGGUCCCGGAAGCACUGCGUCGCCAUCAAGACGAGUUGCCGCGCCCCCAGAAGAGGAUGUGGCUCCCCCACCAGCCGCUCCCAAGUUCGGUCUUGGUCGUGGACUUGCGGGUCGGCCCAUUGCCAGACCGUCAGCGCCUGCUGAACCUGCCCCUGCCCCUUCACCUGCCGCCAACGCUAUGGCGGCAGCCGAGCGUGCUGAGUUAGAAGAAUUACGGGCGGAGAAGGAGAACUUCAACCGAACCGUGGAAGAUAUGAAGUCCGAGCGUUCAAGGCUCAACUCAACGAUCACUGAACUUCAGAACCAGAAUGCACAGUUGAUUGAGGAUCACACCCGCGAUGUCUUGAGCAUCAAGGCGAAAGAGACUCAACUUGUUCGCGCACGGAGUGAUGCGGAAACCGCGGAGGGGAGUGUUCAAAAACAGCAGAGAGAGAUCGAAAGAUUGAAGCGUGAACUCGCACGAGCACUUCGCGCGUCUGCCAUAAGCCCACCUAACGCUACAUCCGACGCAGGAAGCAUGGGCAUGCCAGACACAAACUCCAUGUAUCAAGACCACAUUGGCAACGGCAAUGCUGCUUCACGAUCUGGUCUUCACAUGGGAUCCCGAUUCGAAAGCUCGCGUCCUCGAAGCUACGCCUCUGCUACUCCCAGUGAGGAGAGGGAGAGGGAGAACAAUGGCAUGGAAUCACCAGGACCCAGCAGUCGCAAUGGCGGCCUAGGCCGACGCAACUUGAGCCCUACAUAUGGCUACUCGGCCGUUGGUAGCCCGACGCGCUCAUCCGCCCGAAACUCCAACACAAAUUUCACCGAAGACGACCAGCAGCAACCCAGAUCUUCUGAACCAGCAGAGAACUGGAAGCGAGCCGCGGAAGUCACCAGCCAACUGAAGGCGAGAAUUGAACAAAUGAAGGUACGCCAAGGGCUUUCACGACCUCCUCAACGUUAA